Messenger RNA from Tribolium madens (black flour beetle), 835 nucleotides. RefSeq names its product signal recognition particle receptor subunit beta (gene SrpRbeta). The record is from RefSeq and is a predicted model, not a curated record. The coding region runs from base 71 to 799 and encodes 242 amino acids. Lineage: Eukaryota; Metazoa; Arthropoda; Insecta; Coleoptera; Tenebrionidae. The transcript is spliced from 3 exons.
GUCAAUUGUCAUUUCAAAGUGUCAUUUUUGUGGUUUUAAUUUCACUAAUAUUUAAUUAAAAUCGGGCGAAAUGGACGAAAAACAGCCUGUAAAAAUCGAAGAUAAUAAUUUUGCACAAAUUCUGAUCGCAGUUUUAGUGAUUGUUGUGACUUUGAUCCUUUUUGUGCUCUACCGGCGUAGAAAAGCCACCAGGAAUUGUGUCCUCCUAACCGGGUUGUGCGACAGUGGAAAAACAUUAAUUUUCUCUCAAUUAGUCCACGAGAAAUUCAUCCAAACUCACACUUCCAUUAAGGAAAAUAUUGGUACUUUUAUCGUCAAUAAUAAUUACUUGAAAAUUGUUGAUAUCCCGGGUCAUGAGCGUCUGAGAGACAAAUUCCUCGAGCAAUACAAAGAACUGACAAGGGGGCUUGUCUUUGUUGUUGACUCUUCCACAAUUCAGCAAGACGUUCGCGACACGGCUGAGUUUCUCUACAACAUUUUGGUGGAUUCGUGUGUGGCUCGAAAUGGGCCCCAAAUUCUCAUUUUGUGCAAUAAACAAGACCAGACUUUGGCUAAGGGCAGCAAUGUUGUUAAAUCUAUCCUAGAGAAGGAAUUAAACACUUUACGUGUCACUAAGACGCAUCAAUUGGCCUCAGUGGACCCUAAGGAGAAAAAAAUCGCCAGUUUGGGGGCCCCUGAUUGCGAUUUUUCCUUCGCUAAUAGCCCCUAUAAAGUCGAUUUUGUGGAGACGUUUGCCUGUAGCAAAAAUGGGGCUGUUGAUAUUGAACAUUUGAAGGCGUGGGUGGCGAAAAUUGCUUAAUUUAUACGUUUUUUUUUAAAUAAAAAGUUGAAGUUU